This is a messenger RNA of Oncorhynchus masou masou (cherry salmon), 2222 nucleotides long. RefSeq names its product golgi membrane protein 1 (gene golm1). The record is from RefSeq and is a predicted model, not a curated record. Gene Ontology annotation, cellular component: Golgi apparatus. NCBI's taxonomy places the organism in Eukaryota, Metazoa, Chordata, Actinopteri, Salmoniformes, Salmonidae. The transcript has 10 exons. Bases 206 to 1429 code for a protein of 407 amino acids.
ACUCCACUUCCUUGUUUUCAAGCAAGCCAGCUAAACAUCACAGCUUCCUCCCCCUCCCAACGAGAAUGGAAAUCAGACUGCAACAGUGCUGAAUAUUAAUUGAACUAGCUAUGUAAAGAGUCUCGUAGCUAGCUUAUAAAUUGAACGGAUCAUUCACUGUCAAAACAUAUCCUUGCUUAAACAGUGAAGCGGCUUUCAGGAGGCAAUGGGGGGGUUGGGUAAUGGUCGUCGAGGGGGGCGGUCUCCUCCUCUUAUGAUUGGUGCUCUGAUCGCUUGUGUCCUCGUCCUGGGUUUCAACUACUGGGUCUCGAACUCACGGAACUUGGAGUUACAGACAAAGCUGUAUGAGUUGGAAGCGCAGAUACGUCGGGCGGCGUCAGAGCGUGGGGCAGUGGAGGUGAAGAAGAACGAGUUCCAGGAAGAGAUUCAGCGGCUGAAAGAGGAGAGCAGCCGCAUGCAGAGCCUGAACAAGAGGCUGGAGGGAGUCCACAACACCUGUAGCCAGGAAAAGGCAAGCCAACUGAUAAAUAUAUCCUCCAGUACCAAAGUAAUACAGGACCUGAAAAGUCAGUUAAAUGAGCUAAAUGAGGACCUGGGUAAAGUUCAGAAAGAGUUCCAGAGUUGCCAAGGCAAUCUUAACACCCUGAACAAAAAACUCACCUAUGACAUGACUCAGUGUAACACUCAGAUACUAGCACAGAGGGAGGACUGUGCUGAAAAGGUGGCUGCAGCCAAGCGGGAAGUUCAAAAGAAACUGGAGAUGAAGAACCCAGCAGUGUCCUCCCAGACAAAUGCAGCACCCACACAGAAAAUUGGCUCCACUGAGGUGGGCGUGCCAGAUAAAGAGGGGCCUGGGAAGGCAGGGCUGGAUGACACUAAGACUACUCCUGUCCACGGCCACGCCCCUGAACCAUCAGCAGCCAAAGGUCCUGCAGUGGACCUCAAAACCUCAGAGCUGGAGACCAAUGAGAUCGCAGUAGACAAAGCUCUCGACACUCCUGCGCUAUCCCCUAAAGAGUCCCUGCCCUCCGCUGAUGCUAAGGGGGACCAACCGGGGCCUGUAGAGGGGGCCAGUAAGCCCCGGAAAAAUAACCUGACCGAGGACACGGAGCUGGAGGUGAUGGACACACAUGGAGGAGAGCCUCAGAUAGAGGAUGCCGACCCUGGUGCUGAUGACAUUCAGCUUAGCCAGUGGAAGGAAGAAGAGGCUCCUAUUGGUCAGGAGAAGGUGGAGGAUCCUGAGGAGGAUUACGACGCAGACAAGCCGAUAGUGGGCGGGGUCGACCCAGACCAACGGAACCAGAUGGCUGAGAACAUAGAUAAGGAGGCUGAACGGGAAAUGCAGGAAGAGCUGGCGGACUACAACGGAGACGACGAGAACGAAGGAGAGUUUGAGGCUGACAAACAGGCAGAGCUCGCUCAGUUCUGAGGUAACACACACACACAGUCUGUUUUAGUGAUAUACAUACAUCUAAUUUUUGGUCUUGUUAGGUGGUUGGAGAAAGGUGGGAGAGAAGACCCUCCUCAAUCCACUACCGAAUCAGGAAGGGACUUCAGCUCCUCAACAGAACUGUUGUCAAGACUACCGUCUGUGUAAGACUUCUGCUCUUUCAGUGAAAGCAUCUCACGGUUCGCCUUAAUAUACUCAAGUCUUCUGCAGUGAAUGUAUAUUUUGUCGGGAAAACAGACUUUGGAUUUCAGAACUGCUAUAACCAUGGGUGAAAUGACAGUUUGUGAUAACAUCCCAGAUCGUGCUGUUAGAGAACUGUACUCCGAUUCACACUAGUCUUGAUAAUGACUUAAUGUGCAGUUAGUUACACUUAGCAGUUCUUACAGUAGUUUCAUAAACCAAUAGAAAAUGAGAUGUCCUGCUGUAUGACAAUGUGAAUAAGGUUUUUGUUUCAUAAUUUGAUAUGUUGGCAGGGAUCAUUCAACCCUGCAUAGUCUAAGCUUGAUGGUCAUGUGUCCUGCUCAUCAUAGAAUAACUAUUUUGUAAAAGUGGCCUCUGUGCACCAGGCAGACCCACUACUGUAAAUGUUUCAGAUAUUAUUUAGUUUUUUUAUAGCCGACUCAAAUGGUAAUUAUGGUUGAACACAGGUUUGAUUUUUUUUCUAUUUAGAUUGUUACAAUGGAUUUGUUGCUUACUGAACUGUUAAAUAAUCUUUUUUUAUUGAGGGAAUGUAGCACAGAAGGAUGACAAAAUAAAUCAUUUUAAUACCAUA